This is a messenger RNA of Girardinichthys multiradiatus, 2051 nucleotides long. RefSeq lists its product as uncharacterized. The coding region runs from base 783 to 1949 and encodes 388 amino acids. Lineage: Eukaryota; Metazoa; Chordata; Actinopteri; Cyprinodontiformes; Goodeidae. The transcript has 4 exons. The record is from RefSeq and is a predicted model, not a curated record.
AAAAAAACGUUGCUUACCAGCCACCACUAAACAAGAAAAAGAAGAAGGAAAACUGGUACCGAUGCCACAGAGGUCAAGUUUAUGUGGAUUCCGGCCGAUUAUGACAUAGCGGGAAACGAGUUGGCCGACAGAGUUGCUGAAAGUGGAGCAAAGAAAAAUUUUGUAGUUCUGAAUGUGAAAAGAAGCAUGAAUCUGGUUAGGGGUAGUUAAAUUACAUGUUAAGAGCGGUGUGAUGGACAAAUCGAGGCUUAAUAUUCAAAAGAAAGUGGGUGAAUUUACAAAGUGUAAUAGAUUAACCAAAUAAGAGGAUGUUACAUCAAGGAUGAGAUUUUGUCAUACAAGAAUAAACAGCGCCCUUAAACUAAUUACCAAACAUGACACAGGAUUUUGCCAUUACUGCAGACAGAUGGGCAGUGUAAUAAAUAUUUUCAUGGUAAAUGGUAAAUGGACUGAACUUAUAUAGCGACUUUCCAGUCAUACAGACACCUUAAAGCGCUUUAUUUCAUGAGAGGUAUGUGUCAUAAAUUUUCAUAAGAAUGAGUUGGGGAUAAGGGAGUUACUUCAAAGAACAUUAAAGGAUAUAGUUUUGUUGAUAUUUUUACCUGGAAAGAAACUGGGAUUUUAAAAAUAGGUUUAGAGUUAGGUUAAACUCCGAAUCUACACUCCAAUCCAGAAGGGGGCGGUAAGGCGCCUAAAGGUUAUUUGCCAGCCACCGUAAAAACAGAAGAAGAAGAAGAAGGAAAACUAGUGCCUUGUGAUUAUAGUCGUUUUUGCCUCUAAUUAUGUCAAGCCCUUCAGCUGUCCAGUUAACUCUACCACAGUGGGAAGGGGGUUGUCGGAAAAUUCGUUUUAUUCAUUUAGUGACUCCGACGUCGUUCAGGUUGACCAACUGUCUCAGCCAGGAUCCAGUGAUUCCGCUGUAUUUAGGAGCUGAUCUCCUGUCCAAUACUGACAUCCGGGUGGAAAACCAUCCCAGAUAUCAUGCAAAGUUUGCAAAGAAAGGACUUGCCACUAAAGUACAUUUUUCCUCAGCAAUCAGAUUCCAGGGGUUAAAGGUGCCUGCUGCAAAUAACAGCUUGUGGUUUUACAGCAUUCAAGGACUUUUCCGAUUAGCCUUUGAAAUGUACAAUAAGCAAGAGCAGCUUGCAGUGUUGGAGAACUUCCAGGAUGUUUGGAAAUCACAGAUAAACGAAAGCCCACUAGAAAUUAAUUACAGCCUCAGUGUGCAGCUUGACAUUCCAGUGUCUCCAAGCGUGUCCAACACAGAGUCAGGGAGUGGAAUAUCUGGACAUAAUUGUAGCCAGGUUAACCGGAACGUCACGCAUGCAUGUGUUGGAGAAACAUCUGAUACAUCAGCAGAUCAUGAUUAUUGUUCAUUUACAAAGCAAAGCUGGCAAAAGGAGCAGAUGCAUCCUGUUGUAGCCACACUCCGAGAAAGGCUGGACCGUGUGGUUGAUCAGCUCCACUCUCCGCAUCAAAGCUGCACAGAUCGUCUGGAAACUAUCUUGCUGCUCUUAGAAAAGAUCGAUCGAUACAUGAAUGGCAACCUGGAUGAAAAGGAUGCAACGGAAGCUGUGUUGGCACUACUGAAGGCUGAAGACUGGACCAAAGACUCUGUGUAUUCAAGUUCCCUGCUCACUUGUGUAGGACGGUGGCUCGGGCAGCAGUUUCAUGCAGCCAACAGCAGCAUCAGCCAGAAAGUGGAGGGUUUUAAAGUUCAGCACAUUGAGCGAAUCAGUGAUUUGCCACCUGCUGAGGAGCUGGCUGCAGAACUCUUUCCAGAAGCCAUGCAGACUCUGCUGCUGCAGUGGAUGGGUUUGUGUGAUGAGUCAACUGAAGGAAAGAGACACAGUGAAUAUCCAAUCCUGCUUCUUAUUCUGGAGUUUGCAAACCAUAACCUCAUUACCGGUGUUGCUCAUGUGCUCUACUCAAGUCUAAUAUGUAAAUGAGAUUUCCAUAGAGCAACCAAUACAAUACCUGCACUAUUCUUGCUGUUUUUUCUGUAAAUUACUUCUUUCCUAGCAAUAAAUCAUUUCAGCCUUUCACCCUCA